UCUAUUCUCAGUAAACCAGGUUGGUGUUUAACUAGAAGAAGGGUUUGGAAAUAUUCUCCGACUGUUUCUUUGAAAGACAACAAUCUGCGUAUAUGCCAUUGGCUAUCUUCCAUUCUGACAUUACUUUUACAGCGUCUGUGGAUAUUUUGUCCUAGUCUCCAAUCGUAGGCUUUGGAUAAUAUAUUUAUUUUGCCAAAAUGCGUCUGAUCCAGAACAUGUCUACCAUUGCGGAGUACCCGAGCGCCGAGUGCCACUCCAACCGGCUCAUCAAGAUCGCAGUCAUCGGCGGCAGUGGAGUGGGCAAAACCGCGUUGGUGGUUCGUUUCCUCACUAAGCGGUUUAUUGGUGACUACGAGAGAAACGUUGGCAACCUGUACAACAGAGAGGUGCAGAUAGACGGAGAACAAGUGGCCAUUCAAGUUCAGGACACACCUGGAGUUGAGGUGAACACUAAUGGACUGAGCUGCACUGACCAGGUAUCUCGCUUCAUUCAGUGGGCGGAUGCUGUAGUUAUGGUGUAUUCCGUUACCGACUGCCGAAGCUUUGAUCUCAUUGGUCAGCUCCACCAGCUUGUUACCCGCACACAUACGGAUCGGUCCUUGCCAAUCAUCCUGGUGGCCAAUAAAGCUGAUCUCCUCCACAUAAGGCAUGUAGAUGCUCAAGAAGGUCCUCUUUUGGCUUCAGCACUGGGUUGCUCCUUCUACGAGGUAUCCGCCAGUGAGGACUACAGCCAGGUCCACGGUGCCUUCCACAGACUGUGCGUAGAUCUGGCCAAGCAGCAGCCUCAGACCCCUGUCAAUGCAGCUACAUCUGGAACAGAGAAGAAAAGAUCUCCCCUCAUCCCUCGGCCCAAAUCCCCCAACAUGCAGGACCUGAAGAGGCGCCUCAAACAGGCGCUCUCUGCCAAGGUCCGGACUGUCACUUCAGUGUGAAGAGGGUUCGAAUACCAGCAGAAGUGGAAGAAAGUACAGGAUUAAGAGAGAGGAAACUCUAAGAAGAGGAGAAGAUUUAUCUGAAUGUAUAAGUCUCGCUCUUUGAAAACUCCUGAGAUCUGUUGAUGAUCAGCAGACCGGUUCCAAACAGAGGACCCCGAAACUAGACCUCUGAUUGCGUCUUGGCUGCUAAAAAACAAACAGGCAGCGUUUGGUGACGUCUUACAUUUUCACUUGACCGUCCUAGUGCUGGUGGACACUUGUGCUGCUGUCACUUAUAUCCAUGUGUGGACACACAGCAGGAUUCUGGGAGACGUGGUCAUAGCGCCUUAAAGAGGGACAGUGCAAAGACAGAAUGACUGAGUGGAAGUGAUGGAAACACAUCAGAAACUAUUAUUAGCACUCUGCCUUACCUGUGAACUUUUAAAGACAUGUUCUCUUGGCAACAGAAACGGUGGAGGCCACAAAACACUAUUUUAAGAAUUGCUUUUCUGAAAAGCAUGGGAGAGAUUGAGUUUUUUUUUUUAUUCCUUCUUGUGGUCGAGGCUUUUACGGUCUGAAUGCAGGCAUUGUUAAUGGACAAGGCACUCAAGCUAAGCGUAUCAAAAGAGUGUGUGUCUGUGUAUCUUUUACAGUCCCACUCUUGUGUGCAAGGCCAGAAUAUUUCUCCUGGUUUUGUGUAACUGUGCAUUGUGCCACUUUUCUAUAGUGGAGUAGAAGAGAUUUUUCUUGUGUAAUGCACUUUAAAAAAAGCUAAAGGGCUAAAGCUCAGAGUUAUUUAUUUGUGUUAUUUGAUUGUAAUUGGAAAUAAAAAGUUGUUUUUACAAAAAUA
Messenger RNA from Carassius auratus (goldfish), 1764 nucleotides. RefSeq names its product ras-like protein family member 11B. Bases 198 to 932 code for a protein of 244 amino acids. Gene Ontology annotation, molecular function: GTP binding; GTPase activity. NCBI's taxonomy places the organism in Eukaryota, Metazoa, Chordata, Actinopteri, Cypriniformes, Cyprinidae. The transcript is spliced from 4 exons. The record is from RefSeq and is a predicted model, not a curated record.